AUGAUUGAAAUAAGCGAGGUUCUUUUUGUUUCCACUAGUUUAUUAUUUCUAAUUGUAUCAACAGUUCACGGUGGCUCUCCAUUACCGAGCAUUCAAGUUGAUCCAGACACGCAACAUUUCGUUGAUGAAUUUGGUCGUAUACGUAUAUUUCACGGUGUUAAUGUCGUCUACAAGCAACCACCUUUUUUACCCAAUCUGACUGAUUUUGAUCCACAAAAUUCGCUGACGGAAUUUGAUCUUGACAAUCUUCACAAAUGGGGUUUCAAUGUCAUACGUUUUUAUACGUCUUGGAUGGGUGUCAAUCCGAAAUCACCAAAUGAAUUUGAUGAAACGUAUCUUUCUCAACUGUCCACCGCUGUCUCCAUGAUGGAAAACAAGAGUAUUUAUGCUUUGCUCGAUUGCCAUCAAGAUGUCUUUUCACGAUUCUUUUGUGGUGAAGGUCUACCUGAUUGGGCGGCUAAAAAUUUGGGCAAUGAGACUCUUAACCGAUUUCCGUUUCCUUUUCCAAUUAAUUUUACACGCGAUUCGGAUACAGGAUAUCCAGUGCUUGAUGAAUGCUUGAAAUAUACUUUUGGUCAAUACUAUCUCACCGAAGGGGUGAUUAACGGAUUCAAAAUGCUAUAUACAGACGGUAAUGGUACUCUCGAAGCAUUUGGCUCAUUCUGGCAUAAAGUAGCCAGUUAUUUUGCUGAUCGGUCAUCUGUUCUUGGCUAUGAGCUCAUCAAUGAACCAUCAUUUCCAGCAUUGGCUGAUGUUCUACAAAUGGGUCUCGUCGAUCAAAAGUACUUGGCUCCGAUACAAUGUGUUCAAAAAUCAUAA
Molecule: messenger RNA, 819 nt
Organism: Rotaria sp. Silwood1
Lineage: Eukaryota; Metazoa; Rotifera; Eurotatoria; Philodinida; Philodinidae
Source: the annotation of a GenBank genome assembly